AUGUCAUUUACACAAUUGGAAAUAGACAAAACAAAUAGUAAUGUCACGCAAAUUGUUGAAGUAAUUGAUAAUGCCACGGAUAAGGAACGUCGCGUCAAAGAAGCUUCACGUGUCGAAAAUAUGUUGGCACCUACGGAUGUCGCUACUAGAGUAUAG
Molecule: messenger RNA, 156 nt
Organism: Funneliformis mosseae
Lineage: Eukaryota; Fungi; Glomeromycota; Glomeromycetes; Glomerales; Glomeraceae
Source: the annotation of a GenBank genome assembly